Molecule: messenger RNA, 1812 nt
Organism: Musa acuminata AAA Group (dessert banana)
Lineage: Eukaryota; Viridiplantae; Streptophyta; Magnoliopsida; Zingiberales; Musaceae
Product: chaperone protein dnaJ GFA2, mitochondrial
Exons: 18
Coding region: 222-1580 (452 amino acids)
Biological process (GO): response to heat; protein refolding
Cellular component (GO): cytoplasm
Molecular function (GO): ATP binding; heat shock protein binding
Source: RefSeq, a predicted model, not a curated record
AUCUCCAGAAGGUGCGCUCACUCCUAAAGAAAGCGCAUGCUUAAAGACCCACAUUUCCAGAACGUGCCCUAAUUGCCCCUCUCACUUUAGCCUUCCUCCGCCGCCGGGAAAGCGCGCAGCGGUCGCUCCAAGUUCACCGGCACCUUCGUCCUUCUCUGAGCCCUUCACCUGAUGGAGAAAACCUACAAUUAGAGAUCCUGAGGUUUAGUUGGUUCUCCACGAUGAGGCCUCACGCCGCUCGCCUCGCCUUCUGGUUCGCCCGCAGGUCUCUUCGAUCGAAGCUCCUCGAUGAAUCUCCAAUCAUCGCUAUUGAGGGCGCGUCUGGCCGGUUGGCUCCCGGGGUAUGCAGCUCGUCUCGGGGAUUUCGGAGUGGAAUUUGUGAUGAAGCUAAAGUUAGGCAUGGCAUUUUUGACGGAGCAUUUCAGAGGCACUUUGUCUCGAGCAGGUCGUUUCAUGGUACACGAUCGGUAUCUGCAAGGGAUUAUUAUGAUGUACUUGGUGUGAGCAAGAAUGCAAGUGCCUCGGAUAUCAAGAAAGCUUACUAUGCACUUGCCAAGAAGCUGCAUCCUGACACUAACAAAGAUGCUGAUGCAGAAAGAAAGUUCCAAGAAGUUCAACGUGCAUAUGAGGUUUUGAAGGAUGAGGAUAAGCGAAGACUAUAUGACCAGGUUGGCCCUGAUGCAUUUGAACAAGCUGCAGCAGGAGGUGGUGCAGGUCCUGGUGGACCAUUUGGAGGUGCUGGAUUUGGAAAUCCAUUUGAAGACGUAUUUGGUGGUGGCAGUAGAUUCAAUGAUUUUUUCAAAAGCAUGUUCGGAGAUAGAGAUUUUGGAGGACAAGAUGUUAAGGUUCCUCUUGAAAUUUCAUUCAUGGAAGCUGUCCAAGGGUGCACCAAGACAGUGACGUUUCAAACUGCUGUAACUUGUGAAGAAUGUGAUGGUGCUGGUUUCCCUCCUGGAACUAAGCCUGAAACCUGUAGGGCCUGCAGAGGUUCUGGAAUGAUUUUCAUGCAAAAUGGCCCCUUCAGGCUGCAGACAACAUGUUCACAGUGUGGAGGAUCAGGAAUUACCGUUAAGAACCUAUGCAAAUCAUGCAAAGGACAAAGAGUUGUGAGCGGUGUAAAGUCGGUCAAGCUGGAUGUGAUGCCUGGAGUGGAUGACGAUGAGACUAUAAAAGUUUAUAGAAGUGGGGGAGCAGAUCCUGAUGGCAAUCAACCUGGUGAUCUUUAUGUUACUAUAAAGGUCAGGGAGGACCCUGUUUUUAGGAGGGAGAAGGCAGACAUUCAUGUUGAUGCUGUCUUAAGUAUCACCCAGGCAAUUUUAGGAGGAACAAUUCAAGUGCCAACUCUCACAGGAGAUGUAGUUCUUAAGGUUAGGCCUGGUACUCAACCUGCUCAGAAGGUUGUCCUGAGGGGGAAAGGAAUAAAGACGAGGAACAGUUCCUACGGGGACCAAUAUGUUCAUUUUAACGUGAACAUACCAGUGAAUUUGACGCAGAGGCAACGUAUGUUGAUCGAGGAGUUUGCAAAAGAGGAGCAACGAGAAGACGAAAAAGGAGCCACAGCUGCAGGCGCAUCGGGAUGAAUUGCCCCCACAGCUUUCAAAACAUGUCGAGGCUAAAAUUACUUUAUAUCUCAAGCUUUAAUAUCAUACGAUACGUAUUUCUAUGGUCCUAUUUAGUAAAACUCCAUCAUAGGAUUUCGUAGUCGAGCUGAUGAUGUAAUUAAUCAGAGACAGCAAUUCCCCGCAGGGCUGAGAUUCUGUGCCUGAUGAAUGCAUCAUCGUGAAUGAAAUCGAAGCUCAAAGUUUUAUUUGA